Molecule: messenger RNA, 1262 nt
Organism: Arabidopsis lyrata subsp. lyrata
Lineage: Eukaryota; Viridiplantae; Streptophyta; Magnoliopsida; Brassicales; Brassicaceae
Product: protein SCO1 homolog 2, mitochondrial
Exons: 7
Coding region: 207-1037 (276 amino acids)
Biological process (GO): mitochondrial respiratory chain complex IV assembly
Source: RefSeq, a predicted model, not a curated record
GGAAACGAGCUUGGUCACCAAGAAAAAAAAAAAAAAAAACUUUUUUUCUUGUGUUUUGGUUUUGGCUCUUCACCAAGAAAAAAGAUUCUAUAGGAGCAAAGUACGGAGAUUUUACAGAAAAUGAGUCUAAGCGAUUCACUCGAAUAAGUUUUUUUUGAUGAAUUGAAAAAAGUUCUGUAAGAAACAGAGAAGAAGAACCAAAUUCAAUGCUUCCUUGUCGCCGGCUUGUUCUUUCCUGCAAAAAUGGUGCAUCCAAUUUUCUCCGAAGGUCUGGACCAUCGAAACGAAUUCAGUCAUUCAAUUACAGUAAAUCAACAAGACAGGGCCAUGAAAUUCCAGAUGUUAACCCUCUAUUUCCUAUGGGAGGAGGAACUCAAGCUUCUUCUCGUUCCCGUGCUCGUUAUGCUGUUCCAGCGAUUGUACUUGGUUUUGCCGGAUUCAUCACCUUUCUUCAUUACAACGACGAAAGGAGAGCAGUUCCUAGAGGUCAAGCAAGCAGCAAUAGCGGUUGUGGAUGCGGUUCUAAUACAACUGUCAAAGGUCCAAUUAUCGGAGGUCCAUUUACGCUUAUGAGCACAGAAAACAAGAUAGUCACAGAGAAUGACUUUUGUGGUAAAUGGGUUCUACUCUACUUUGGAUACUCGUUUUCCCCGGAUGUUGGACCCGAGCAAUUGAAGAUGAUGUCCAAAGCAGUUGAUAAACUAGAGUCUAAACAUAACCAGAAGAUUCUGCCUGUCUUUGUCACUCUUGACCCUCAACGAGACACACCUUCUCAUCUCCACGCAUACUUGAAAGAGUUUGAUAGUAGAAUACUAGGACUAACUGGAGCUGCAAGUGCAAUGAGGCAAAUGGCACAAGAGUAUCGUGUCUACUUCAAGAAGGUUCAAGAAGACGGAGACGAUUAUCUCGUUGAUACUUCUCACAACAUGUACUUGAUGAAUCCGAAGAUGGAGAUUGUGAGGUGCUUUGGGGUUGAGUAUAAUCCAGACGAGCUCUCACAAGAGCUUCUUAAAGAAGUUACAUCUGUUUCACAAUGACACAUUUUGACCAAACACUAAAGAGAGAAACACUAGGAUGCUCUUUGAUUGUUUUCUUCAAUUGGUGAAUUUUAUUUCGUCGAUUUUGUUUGUUAAUCCUUCUUUAUUAUUGAAACAUGGCAAUUAGAUGGUAGAUCCAGCAAAGUCGAAACUUAUUGAUACUAUAAAAAUGCGUUGGGUUUUUUAAAUCCAAAAUUUCGCAUAUAGUAAUUUUUUAUUCUUCAA